AUGGCCAGUACAUCCAAACUCUUCACUCCUAUAACCAUCGCCAAUGGCCGAAUCCAUCUCCAACACCGCAUUAUCAUGGGCCCCAUGACCCGAAACCGCGGUAUGCCCUUUUCAGAGGGUACUCCGGAGGCACCCAACCGCAUCUGGCUAGCCGACGACCUCGUCGCCCUAUACUACAGCCAACGUGCCUCCCCUGGUGGCCUGCUGAUUACAGAGGGAAUCCCGCCUUCCAUCGAAGCGAGCGGCAUGCCCAACGUUCCCGGACUAUUCGACGAGUCCCAGCUUCCCGGUUGGAGGAAAGCCGUCGAGGCCGUGCAUGCUAAAGGGGGGUUUAUCUACGCACAGAUAUGGCACGCAGGUCGGGCAACGGUACCGCAAUUUACGGGGACGGUUCCGGUGAGCGCGGCUGCGACGCGGUGGGAUACGGAUGAAAAGUUUCCAUUUCGGACUCCGUUUACGAAGAAAAAGGUAGCGUAUCAGGACCAUCCGCCGGUAGAGUUGUCCAAGGAGCAGAUUGGGAAGACAAUUGAGGAUUUUGUCAAGGCGGCGAGGAGAGCGAUGGAGGUUGGGUUCGAUGGGGUGGAGAUUAAUGGUGGCAAUGGGAAUUUGCUGGAUCAGUUUCUCCACUCAAACAUCAAUGACCGGACAGAUGAGUACGGUGGCACGCCAGAAAAGCGAUGCAGGUUCGUCUUGGAGCUCACCGCUGCACUGGCAAAUGCCAUCGGUCCUGCCAACUUGGCCAUACGCAUGGAGCCGACGGGGUUGUACCAACACACCAGAGGCACCAAGCGAGUCGAGACAUGGUCGUACUUGUGUCAACAGCUCGCACAUACGUACCAGGGAGACAAUAAACUCUCAUAUGCUCAUUUCAUUGAGCCUAGGUUCGACCGCAUCGAUUCUGAAGCCGAGAAGGAGGGCUUUUACAAGUCGUGGAGCUUGCCCGAGGUGUCAAAUGAGCUGUUUAGACAGAUCUUGAGCGAGAAGGGGAUACCAUGCAUAUCAUGUGGAGGCUGGGAUGACAAGAACGCCGUCGAGGCCGUCGAGAGGAAGGGGUGGGAUGCAGUGGUAUUUGCGAAGUGGUUCACGAGCAACCCUGAUCUGUCGGAGAGGAUCCGUAACGGACACCCUCUGGCUACACCCGACAGAAGUCGAUUCUACGGUUCGUGGGAUGGGAUAAGGGAAAACGGGUACACCAACUACCCGACAUAUGACGAGGAAGUCAAAGCCGAGGUUGAAAAAGAGAAGAAGCUUCCAUCGUAG
Pseudomassariella vexata is the source of this 1260-nucleotide messenger RNA. RefSeq lists its product as uncharacterized. The coding region runs from base 1 to 1260 and encodes 419 amino acids. The transcript is spliced from 3 exons. Gene Ontology annotation, molecular function: oxidoreductase activity; FMN binding. NCBI's taxonomy places the organism in Eukaryota, Fungi, Ascomycota, Sordariomycetes, Amphisphaeriales, Pseudomassariaceae. The record is from RefSeq and is a predicted model, not a curated record.